Molecule: messenger RNA, 2266 nt
Organism: Octopus sinensis (East Asian common octopus)
Lineage: Eukaryota; Metazoa; Mollusca; Cephalopoda; Octopoda; Octopodidae
Product: zinc finger protein 43-like
Exons: 3
Coding region: 242-1699 (485 amino acids)
Cellular component (GO): nucleus
Source: RefSeq, a predicted model, not a curated record
GAAUUUAUUGGGAAAUGAAAUAUUUCCUGUGAACUGGGAAUAAUAGCAAAACUUUUCUGCUUCAUUGAUUGGAAUAAGUUAAGGCAAAUUUACAAAAGAGUUUACAACAACUCCAGAUAUUGACAAAAGUAACCGGUGAUGGAAAUAAAACAGUAGAAAUAUUUUGUGGAGACAGAUUUAAAAAGCUAAAACUAGAAAAAAAUAUCUGUAUUGUAGGGAAAGAGAAGCAAUAUUAAGAAAAAUGAGUUGUGAGGGGACAGUUGCAAAAGAUCUGAAAUAUAUUGAUUAUUCUGAUGAGAUGUUGAAAGAGACAGAUAAAACAUUGUAUCAAUGUAAUACCUCUCAAAAAGGUAGCCUAAUCACUCACAAAUGUAUUCAUACUGAAGAGAAACCAUAUUGUGAUAUCUGUGGGAAAUCAUUUUCAGGAGAGAAACCAUACCGUUGUGAUAUUUGUAGCAAAUCAUUCUCCCAGAUUGGUAAUUUAACUACUCACAAACGUAUUCAUACAGGGGAGAAACCAUAUCACUGUGACAUCUGUGGUGACGCAUUCUCUCAAAAAUGUCAUUUGUCCAAACACAAACGCAUUCAUACAGGAGAGAAACCUUAUCACUGUGACAUCUGUGAUAAAUCAUUCUCUGACAAUAGCGUGUUAACAAGACACACACGUACUCAUACAGGAGAGAAACCAUAUCGGUGUGUUAUCUGUGGGAAAUCAUUUUCUCAAAAAUGUCAUUUGUCCAGGCACCAAUGUAUUCAUACAGGAGAGAAGCCAUAUCCCUGUGAAAUCUGUGGUAAAUCAUUCUCUGAAAAUACUUUGUUAAUAAAACACACACGUAUUCAUACAGGAGAGAAACCAUAUCGGUGUGAUAUAUGUGGAAAAUGUUUCUCGAUAAUUGGUAACUUAUCUAAACACAAGCAUGUUCAUACUGUUGAGAGGGCGUAUCUUUGUGAUAUCUGUGGUGACUCAUUCUCUCAAAUAUGUCACUUAACUAAACACAAACUUGUUCACACAAGUGAAAAGCCAUAUCUUUGUGAUACCUGUGGUAAACCAUUCUCCCAAAGUAGUGAGUUGUCGAGACACAAACGCAUUCACAUUGGGAAGAAACCGCAUCACUGUGUUAUUUGUGGCAAAUCAUUUUCUGCAAACAGUCACUUGGCUAUUCACAACCGUACGCAUACUGGGGAGAAGCCAUAUUGCUGUGAUAUCUGUGGGAAAUCAUUCUCUAAUGGUAGUAACUUAACAAAACACAAAUGCAUUCAUUCAGGUGAGAGGCCAUAUCACUGUGAUAUCUGUGGUAAAUCAUUCUCUCAAAGAAUUCAUCUAACUUUACAUAAAAGUAUUCAUACAGGUGAGAAGCCAUAUUCAUGUGAUGCCUGUGGUAAAUCAUUCUCAGUGAGUAGUAACUUAACUAUUCACAAACGUAUUCAUACAGGAGAGAAACCAUAUCACUGUGAUAUUUGUGGUAAAUCAUUCUCUGUAAAUAGUAACUUAACUACACACAAACGAAUUCAUACAGGAGAGAAGCCACAUCACUGUGAUAUCUGUGGUAAAUCAUUUUCUGAGAGUGGUACCUUAAAUAUUCACAAACGUAUUCAUACAAAAGAGAAACCGUACCAGUGUGAUAUAUGUGGUAAAUCAUUCUCUCAGAAUGGGGGCUUAACUAGUCACAAACGCAUUCAUACAGGACAGAAAUCAUAAUUCUGUAACAUCUGUGGGGAAAUAAGUCUCUCAUGCAGUUAUUUUCAUUAAACAUGUAGGUAUUCAUACACAACAGUAAAUAUAUGAAUGUCAUAGUUUGGGUUUUGGUAAACGCAGCAUGUUUUGUAGUCAAUUUCUAUUGUUCAGAUUAGAUUUGUUGAGCUUUCAUUUCAUGGUAUGUAUGUCUGCCAGACUGAAAAUGAAACAAAAGCAAUCCAUAAAAAAUAUGAAAAUUGACUGGGAUAUCCCAAGUAAGUGCAACAAAUAUGUAUAUAAGUAAUUUAUUAAAUGAUCUGUUUAAUAAGCUGUUGGUAUUUCGUUUUUAUUUAAUGAAAAUUUAACCUUUUUAAUAUAAACACUCUUGUUUUAACACUAAUAACAGAGUUGUUAAACUGACUUGGAAAAGCCUACAAAACAGAGAUUUAGGGAUGUGUUACUUGAAGCUUUUGAAGAAAAAGAGGAGGAUAUAACAAUGUGGAAGACAACUUGAGGUCCAUAUGGAACAACCUGUUGAGGGCUACUGACAAGAUUGUGGAUGGUUUAAAGUUCCCCCCUUGGCCUAAGGUA